UGUCCUUCCUGUCUACGGCCAUCUCCACCACAUUACUCGCAAUAAUGUUGAUCUUGAAUUGAAACCAUAAUUACCUGAAUUAUCUUUACGAUCUGUUUUGUGCUAUCUUUUAUCCCUGCUUCACAUCAUCAUCGCCCAUCAUCCUCAUCCUCAUCACCAUCACAGAACCACCACCAGUGCGGACCGCCACAACCGCCUGAAAGCAACCCCCCAAGGCAACCCAACACACACCAUGACACGUGCACACGCACCGAUCCGUCUCCAGCCUUCGACAGUACUCACUUGGGCAUCGCGUUUCCCGGUCGUCCUCGUCGUUUCUUCCUCACAACCUACAUUGUUACACUAACUAUGAAUGAAAAACGAUCAUUCGCACUCGUAUCUGUCGCACACCCGUCUGCGGCCUGACAUGCCUGGUGUAACCUCGCCCGAGCCUCUGCUCCCUUUGGGCGAGGCGCUUGCGCAGGUCGACCCUCAUCGCAUCUACGAAGAGGCAAGACGUCAGUACGAAGUUCUCAUUCGCACACGCGAAUCGCAACCGAGUCUCACGAAGUCGAGAGCCGCAACCAAGAGGAGGAAUACGCGAACAACUCAUACUAACCCCGCCAAUAAUCCUCGCACAAUCAACCUCUCAAAGUACUAUCGCGACCUCUUCUUCGCAGCAACCCCAGCGCUAGACGCCGGGAAUACGUACCGGUUACUGACUGUCUGCCUGGCCUACAAAACCAAAGCCCGCGUCCUGCAGUACUUGGAGCUCCUACAGGGAGCUCCCGUCUCGUGGUUAAUCCCACUCAAGGACAUUAUUGAGGCCUGCGCAACAGACAGCGAGUUCGACGACUUCGACAGCGUCAAUGGCCGGCACCUCGUGGCUUUGGACAACAAUGGUUGGCAGGCGGGGAGGAGCAGGCGGCUGGCUUCCUCGAGUGCCAGCAGUGCGGGCUCCGAUACGUCAGCGCGGCCAUCCCGCAAAAUUCAAGACAAUAUUGCGGAGUCCUUCGACCUUCCAACAGGCCAAACUGGACCACGACGGCCGCAAUUCAUUAUUUCGACACUCCCACUAGCAUUUCCUUCAAUAUUUUUCACGGCGCUUGCACAGCAUGCACCGAAAUCAUGCCUCACGGCCACAACGCUUCUGUCCCACCCAGCAGCGUAUCUAUUAGGUCUAGCAGACCUGCUCAAGGCUAGGCUACGAAAUGAACACACGGCCAGUCAACAAAGCAGCACUCGCUCAACCCGAUCCGGACGCACCGCUCGAUCCGAGCACCAUUCCAGUCCUGAAGAUGGGCUCGAUUCCGAAGAUGACUUCUUGAUCCAUCUUUCGGGUGGAAAAGAGAAGCUUAGACAGCCAAACAUGCAUGCCAUGCUGCCCAAACACGCCGAGGGAGGCUACGAUAUUCCGGAUCUGGAUCGUUGGUGUCGAAUGUGGAAGACCGAAAGAUCGUCUUCGAGAGAGGAAGAAAAAAGCCAGAAGAUCCCAAUCAAGAUGACGCAGCGAACAGCCCGCCAGCGCCCGGCCAUCGACAUGAAGACAGCAAGGGAAGCGCGAACGCAGGCGCGCCCAACCAGGCCUCGAAAGGACUCUGACCUCGACUUGGGGCCUCGGCGGAUCACUCGCAGAAACUCUGAGAGAUCUUCACUGAGAGAAGGUGUAGCUGACAUCAACCGGAAGAGGGUCGACCGGGAGGCGAAUGAAGUCAAUCGUGCGAAAGAGGAUGCAUCAAGCAAAAGAGUUUUGAGGAAUAAAAAACUCAGAAGAGGUUAGGAGCAGAACUCAAUUGCUUUUUGCAUAGUAGCAGCCAAGGGAUCUGACGUUCACCCUGAUUGGAGAAAAGUAACUCACCCCAUAUUUGAAUAGAUACCCGGUCGUAUUCAACGUCGCCAUGUCAAAAUCACAAUUGCAAUGCUUGGCCAUCGCGCAACAGAACAUCAACUUGGACAAGCUUUGGAGCAACCCCAUCUUGUAUGAAUAAAUAUAUUUCUUGCCGCGCCCUAAUCAAGUACAAUGAAUUCCCAGU
This is a messenger RNA of Aaosphaeria arxii CBS 175.79, 2012 nucleotides long. RefSeq lists its product as uncharacterized. The transcript has a single exon. The record is from RefSeq and is a predicted model, not a curated record. NCBI's taxonomy places the organism in Eukaryota, Fungi, Ascomycota, Dothideomycetes, Pleosporales. The coding region runs from base 353 to 1759 and encodes 468 amino acids.